This is a messenger RNA of Penicillium paradoxum, 753 nucleotides long. Its product is annotated as phosphatidylglycerophosphatase. The record is from RefSeq and is a predicted model, not a curated record. The coding region runs from base 1 to 753 and encodes 250 amino acids. Gene Ontology annotation, molecular function: phosphatidylglycerophosphatase activity. NCBI's taxonomy places the organism in Eukaryota, Fungi, Ascomycota, Eurotiomycetes, Eurotiales, Aspergillaceae. The transcript has a single exon.
AUGGCCGGUUCACCCAAUUCCAACCUGCGCGGGUUCAAUCACGCCGUGCAAACCCUCCUCAAACAACCGACUCAAUUCCUUCCACACCUCACUAUCCCGACUUUCACGCAUCUCCCCGAGAACCUAGGACCGCAGCUGGUCAAUUCACGAAAGAAUGUUCUGGAAGUACCAGACAAGACCCCGCGCACACCUACGAUUCGCGCGCUAGUGCUCGACAAAGAUAAUACUCUCUGCGCCGCAAAGACAACCGUAUUCCCCCCGCAGAUCCUCGCGAAACUAUCCUCUCUCCGCACGUCUCCAACCUCCCCCUUCAAUCAGACCACAAACCCAGAUUCAAUCCUAAUUGUCUCCAACCGCGCCGGCAGCCACGCAACCUUCGACGGCGAGGUGCGCGAACUGGAAGAACAGCUCGCGCAUUUGCGCAUUCCUGUUUUCCGGCUGCCGGCCGGUGCGGAGAAGAAGCCAUUCUGUGGUGAUGAGGUGGUGCAGUGGUUCCGGGAGCGCGGGGUUGUCGAGUCGUCUCAUGAGAUUGCCGUUGUUGGGGAUCGGUUGGGAACCGAUGUGCUUAUGGCUGGGAUGAUGGGGUCGUGGAGUGUAUGGUGUAAGGAGGGUGUUUUUGAAAUUGGGGAGGCUGGCAAGCCAGAGCGCAAUAUCCUGGAGAAGAUGGAGGUUUGGAUUGAACAGUUCCUUCGGGGGACAGGAGGAUUUGAAGCACCGUUGCCAAAGGGGUGGGAGAAGGAGAAGCAGUUGUAA